GUCAGAGUUGGCAGUCGGGUCGGCCUGCAGAGUCGGUAGUCUGAUACGGGCUUUACGCGAUUGCAUGCGGUGGAGAGAAACAGUUUUUCUCUGAAAACACCGGCAUUUGUUUCGCCUUCAUGUCAUUUUACACUGUACGAGCGAUGUCGAUCAGUGCAUGUCGAGUUUUAUACAGCCGCAUGAGAGGAAACGUACUGAAGUUCGCUAAGCUGUCGGACAAGGCGUUCCCACCGAUGAAAGGUUCGGAUUAUGCGGCAGGCUAUGAUUUACGGAGUGCAUACAAGUAUAUUAUACCAGCCCAUGGCAAGGAAUUAGUCAAGACUGAUUUGCAAAUAGAAGUUCCUUUUGGUACAUACGGCAGAAUCGCACCACGAUCUGGUCUAGCAUGGAAAAAUCACAUAGAUGUUGGUGCAGGUGUAAUAGAUGCAGAUUAUCGCGAGGAAAAUGUUUGGAAGCUCUGUCAAGACGUAGCGACUAGACAUCCUUCCGAAUUGCAACAUUGUCACGUUGUUUUCGUAAGCAACCCACGACGAAGCGUUCCCCUUUGGCGUCAACGAUCGGGGAAGGAUGAAGACAAAUUGGUUGUGUGGGACUACCAUGCUAUUCUCAUAUAUGCACCCGACGAAAGGGCGGUGGUGUACGAUUUAGAAAGCUGCCUGCCAUUUCCCACGCAUUUCUGGAAGUACGCGACCGAAACCUUCCGAUCUGACGAGGCACUGCGGCCCGAAUAUCAUAGAAGAUUCCGUCUGGUGCCCGCCAGCGUGUACUUACAACAAUUCGCAUCGAAUCGGCAUCACAUGAAGCGCAAGGAUGGUACUUGGAUCAAGACACCGCCGGAUUAUCCUCCAAUAUCGACACCAACUUGCAAGGAUAAUCUCGACUCAUUCAUCAACAUGGAACUAGGAACCGGACUAGGCGUUGUAAUGAGUUUGAAACAAUUAGUUAACCGAUUUUAUAGGCCAAAUGUCAACACACAGGUGCCGACACCGCCUCAACCGCAAGCUACAGCAACUUAAGUCGUGAAUUGCAGCGCGACGUUCGUACGCUUUGAUAAGACAUCUUGGAAAUCAAUUGUAUGGCCUAAGGGAAUUGGUUUGGUGCAAGCACCAUCGUGGGCUAAAUAUUUGAUCGAAAUUUGAUAAUAAUGUUAGUUAAUUGCUGCUAACUACGGCAGAAUUUCAAAUAUAAAGUCGUUGUAUUGCUAUUUGAGCAGGGUUUGCUCGGAAACCGAGCUGGGACCGAGGUGGUUUUAGCGAAAUUAAAUUUAUUAUGGCGUUGCGAUACUUCUGUCAAAAUUUCGUUAUAUCGUCGUGAAUGGAGAUAUUUUAGAUAAUUCAGAUAAGUUUAUCAAUUGUUAUUUAUUACUUUUCUUGCUUCUCUGUUCUGGCACGAACAAAAUUUUACGCAUAAACCUUCGGGUAAUGUGAAACCAAUGAGUACAUAAAAUUAUCAAUGCAAGUAAUAAUUAUUUAUCUGUUAUUAAUCGAGAUGUUCCGAUUCUUAGGUAGAAAGAUUUAAAAAUCUCAUGUUUUAUCACAAUCAAAACCUAUGUAUAUCGAUAACAGAAACAUGCACUUUUUGCAAUAUAAUAACGGGAUUGAUGUCUUAUUCUCCAAUCGAGUGAUUUGGCUUGCCGCGCAUAAAGAACGAUUCUGCUGAGCUGCUUUUUGAAUACUCUCGAUAAGUGCUUAUGCAUCGUAUUAAUGGGCUCCAUCGAAAUCCAUUUUUCUCUCUUCUACUAAAAUCUCCUUCGCAGAAUUUAUCCGGGAUGGGGUGCUCUCCUCCGGCAAAUGUAGCACAUUCGAUCACCUAUUUCCGAACUCGAGUCGUAUUUUAUAUAAGUAUUGUACUUUCGUCUCCAUGCCAUAAAGCGAUAUUUCUCACGGCUUUACUCUGUCAGUGGUGUUAUUAUAAUUAUUGUGUCAAAGACUGAUGUAUUUACAGAGAAUUAUCCGACUUGAUAGAGAUCCCUUUGUCUAUCGGCGCGUGCUCGAAGCGCGGGACGCGAUUAAAAGCGCUUAUAAUUACUGUGCGAUCGAUGUAGUAAGGUCAAGAACUUAAUCUUUGCGACGUAACGUAAUUAUUACGAUUAUUGUAAUUCUUGUGAUACUUUACACUUUCUACUUUGAAUACCUACGCUAUACUUAUCUUACUAUUUAUACUAAAAAGCCGAUUCUUAAGAGAUACAUGUUCGCUUGUUGAGCGGCUUCCCUAAUUGGUGUAUUAACUUGAUAUGGAUACACAACAUCGUCACGCGACCAAUUGUUAACAUCGAAGAACCUGUUGACUCAACGAACACGCGUCGCUUUAGUGACGAUAGGAACAAGUUUUACAACGAAUGCUUUAAAUUCUCUAUCUGUUCUAUAAAUAAGAUAAGCAGAAAAUAUGUUCUAUCCAUUAAGAUUUAACAUUAUUUUUCAAUAUUGCGUAGAGAUAUAUUGAAUAUCUUAUUAAGCCAUUCGAAUUAUUACUUCGUAUUUUAGAUUUCAUCAUAACAUUUAUUCUUGUGAGUUUGCGAUUAAUUCUUUAUGAUUCAAGUAUGAAUAAAUACUCAUUUAAACGUUCGCGAUUGUGGAGUAGCCUUGAUAUAUCAGAAUAACUUUGAUACGAGUGCAAAAUAAGUGUAAAAUGCUCGCCACCUCCGAUCAGCAUGAUGUAACCUUGGAUCAUAAAGGGUUAAAUCGCGUGUUAUGUUAUGCACAUUUUAUCAGAUGCGGCAACCUUGAAAGUUUAGCCUUUGUGUGGACUUUCUUCCCUCGACCCUCGUGUACCUCACAUUAUUUAAUAAUGGUGAUGAUGUAGAACGCAAGUUCCGUAGAGUUAUAUCUAUUUGCAUUUAUAAUUUAAUUUCAUUAUUAGUUGUUUCAUUCGGUCGAGUGCAACAGGGAAGUUUAUCAACAAGCAAUUAUUAUCGAACUAUCGACUCGGCGAGUCGACGUUACGAAUAAUUCGUAAAAUAAUCCACCGGUCGGGUCGAUAGUUUUAAGAGUUCGUCCACUCUUUGCCUUCCAAAGUCUCUCACUAGUUCACUCUACCUUUCUCAUCGACACAUAUUUACCUCCAGUUCGCAUAUAUCAUGUUACUACGAGCGUACGUACUUGUAAGCGGAGGAGUUUACGAUUUCGAAGUAUCUAGUCACCGAAAAUCGCUUUAGUAUAAAUUGUUCGACAGCAGUCUCCACGACAGGUUUCUUUUAAUGGACGCGCAACGUGUGGAAAAUUCGGGACCGAUCUUCUUAGCGAGUAAUCUCGAGAAACUUUAUCAAAAGACAAAAAUACCGAAAAAAAGAUUCUCUUUAUCGUUCAGACAAGAUAUUGCUAAAUAUAUCAGAG
Mycetomoellerius zeteki is the source of this 3332-nucleotide messenger RNA. RefSeq names its product protein N-terminal glutamine amidohydrolase. The transcript has 6 exons. Gene Ontology annotation, molecular function: protein-N-terminal asparagine amidohydrolase activity; protein-N-terminal glutamine amidohydrolase activity. The coding region runs from base 120 to 1016 and encodes 298 amino acids. The record is from RefSeq and is a predicted model, not a curated record. NCBI's taxonomy places the organism in Eukaryota, Metazoa, Arthropoda, Insecta, Hymenoptera, Formicidae. Gene Ontology annotation, cellular component: cytosol; nucleus.